UAUUUUGUAUUCAUCGAGAGUAUAAUUAUAAUCGGUCAAAGGCAUCGAAGCAAGGCUUUCGACAAGGAGAUAAGGGGCAAGUCUGAUAAAAACUCUGGCCGACGCGAAAACUGACGGAGUGCGAACGAACCAUGUCCGACGCAGAAGUUGAGGUUGAGGUUGACAACAACAAGAUGAGUUUUGGAAAGUCGGCAGGCAACGGAGACGUAGGAGACGCCUGGGGACUAGGGAGCAGCUCGAAUCGGAUCGUGCAAGCUAUGGCUCCGACUGCCAAAAAUGAUUUCUACUACAAAAUGACGCACAAGCGGCGUGGAAGAGCGAUUAUCUUCAACCACGAGCAUUUCAACCAGCCGAAUCUGUCCAUUCGAAACGGAACCAACGUGGACGCUGAGAACUUGAGGGAAACGUUCGAGGGGCUCGGCUUUGACGUCACCGUGCACAAGGACCCGCUUCUCAGCGACAUCGAAUACGUUAUUAAUAAAGCCGCCAAAGAAAACCACUCUGAAGCAGACUGCAUCGCCGUGAUCGUGCUCUCACACGGCGAGGACAAAAUUCUCUAUGCUAGAGACGCCGAGUACAAGCCUGAGAUGCUGUGGAACGCCUUCACAGCUGACAAGUGCCCAACCCUGGCUGGGAAGCCAAAAUUGUUUUUCAUCCAAGCGUGCCAAGGAGACCGGUUGGACCGAGGCGUAGCGAUGAGCACUGAAUAUGAUGGGCAAAAAUCCGGCAUUGUCUACAAAAUCCCUGUCUACGCAGAUUUUUUGAUCUCAUUCUCUACUGUGCCAGGUUACUACUCGUGGCGCAACGUGAACAAAGGGUCGUGGUUCAUGCAAGCUUUGUGCGAGAUUCUGCGUCGCAGUGGCACCUCCCUUGAUCUCCUCACCCUGAUGACCCUGGUAUCGCAGAAGGUGGCCGUGGGCUUCGAGUCGUCGUCGAGCGACCCGACCAUGCACGGAAACAAGCAAAUCCCCAGCACGACCACGAUGCUCACCAGAAUGCUCAUUUUCACGCAGAAACAUAUCUGAAUUGUAUAUGUAAUAUGUAUGUGACGGAGGUGCAAUUUUCACACUUUCUGCUUUCAAAAUGCUAUUUUUUGAUGGAUUUCAAUUUAUAACUCUUUACUGGCGCACGCGUAAAGCAUUUACAAACAAAGCUGUCUGAAACAUUCUUAUUACAUAAUAUUUUUGUGCUAUUCCAGACCAGGUAUUUACCAAUCAAUUCUCAAGACUUAACAAAAAAUUGAACUGUACCUUAUACGAUUCGUAAUAGUAAAGUAUCAUCAAUCUGA
This is a messenger RNA of Cloeon dipterum, 1288 nucleotides long. RefSeq names its product caspase-1-like. Gene Ontology annotation, biological process: apoptotic process; positive regulation of neuron apoptotic process; proteolysis. The coding region runs from base 132 to 1025 and encodes 297 amino acids. Gene Ontology annotation, cellular component: cytoplasm. The record is from RefSeq and is a predicted model, not a curated record. Lineage: Eukaryota; Metazoa; Arthropoda; Insecta; Ephemeroptera; Baetidae. The transcript is spliced from 5 exons.